Molecule: messenger RNA, 2007 nt
Organism: Medicago truncatula (barrel medic)
Lineage: Eukaryota; Viridiplantae; Streptophyta; Magnoliopsida; Fabales; Fabaceae
Exons: 5
Coding region: 1-2007 (668 amino acids)
Source: RefSeq, a predicted model, not a curated record
AUGUCUGCUACGGAGCGCAAACAAAUUUUACGUGUUUUAAAGAAACAGAAGCGGAAAAGAAAGGGAGGGGAAGGUAAUCAAGUAUCAAAGGCUGUAACCGUAGAUAAAUCACAUUCAUCCAAUCUUUCUACUUCAUCCGUCAACAACGAUUGGGAGAAUUGGGUGCAUUUACAUGGUAAAGGAGAUAAGGUGGCAGACGAUGUUAUGUCUUUAGGGAAGGUUGUCGGGGUGAGAUAUCAAUGUGAAACUGUGAAUUCCUUUAACUUGUUGUCGAAGGAGGGGAGGCGAGAGUGGAGGGCAGCGAGUGCAUGCAAUAGGGUGGAUGGAGAAGUGUCGGAGUCUAAGCUGACUAUGGUUAAUGAUUUGGUGGUGAAAUCUUUUUGGGGUGAUACUCUGUUUGGUUAUUCUUAUCAACAAUCGAUUAGGGCCUCUGGUGGUUUGGUUACUGUGUGGGAUGAGUCUCGCAUUGUGGUUUUCUCUUCUAUGAGACUUGAUCAUGUGUUAAUAAUUAAAGGUAAGCGACUUCUGUUUGUGUGUGUGUGUGGAGAUUUUAACUCUGUUCGAAGUGUUGAUGAGAGGAAAGGUAGAGGUGAUGUUUUUAGGCAGGGUGAUGCUGACAUUUUUAAUAUGUUUAUUCAUGAUAGUUUACUGAUUGACUUACCUAUCUGUGGCCGGUUGUUCACGUGGUACCGUGGUGAUGGUGUAUCCAUGAGUAGAUUGGAUAGGUUUCUGUUGUCUAACAAGUGGUGUGAGAAAUGGCCAAAUUGUGUUCAGGUUGCUUAUCAGCGUGGCCUUUCUGAUCAUGUUCCUGUUUUGCUUUAUACUGAUGAUACUAAUUGGGGACCUCAUUUUGUUCGCGAUAAAUGGGGAUCCUUUUCGUGUCAUGGUUGGGGCGGCUUUGUUUUAAAACAGAAGCUGAAGAUGAUGAAAGCAAGCCUGAUGGUCUGGCAUCAGCAACGCUGUCAGAAUUUGGAAGGUAGGAUGACGGAGGUUAAAAAUAAAAUAGCGGUCUUGGAUGAAAAGGGGGAGGUGGCUACGUUGUUAGAAGAAGAGGAAGGGGAUGCAAACUCCAAAAAAUUUCAUGGGUGUAUGUCUAGGCGGAGAUGUAAAAAUGCUAUCAAUUUUUUGUAUGUUGAAGGUGUUAGUGUGGAUGGGGUGCAUAACAUUCGUGCGGCGGUCUUCAAUCAUUUUGCUUCGCAUUUUAAGGUUGUUGAAGCAAAUCGACCAGCAAUUGGUUGUCUUCCUUUUCGUAGGUUAUCAUAUGGCGAGGCAGGUAUGUUAACAAAACCUUUUUCUCCUGAGGAAGUCAAGCAGGCUGUAUGGGACUGUGACAGCUUCAAGAGCCCGGGACCUGAUGGUGUCAAUUUUGGCUUUAACAAAGAAUUUUGGGACAUAUUAAAGGAUGACUUUUUGAGAUUUAUGGUGGAGUUUCAUCGAAAUGGAAAGUUGACAAAAGGUUUAAAUUCUACUUUUAUUCAUUUAAUUCCUAAGGUGAAUAGUCCGCAACGGCUUAAUGAUUUUCGGCCUAUCUCCUUGGUUGGUUGUCUGUAUAAGGUGUUAGCUAAAGUUCUGGCUAAUAGGCUUAAAUCAGUUUUGGGUAGUGUGGUUUCUGAGUCUCAAUCUGCUUUUAUUAAAGGGAAACAAAUUUUAGAUGGAAUUUUAAUAGCGAAUGAGGCGGUUGUUGAAGCUAAACGGUUGAAUAAGGAGUUGCUCUUGUUCAAAGUUGAUUUCAAAAAAGCGUAUGAUUCCGUGGAUUUAAGGUAUCUGGAUUCUGUUAUGGCUAGUAUGAAUUUUCCAACUAUUUGGAGAAAAUGGAUUUCGAAAUGUGUUGGCACGGCAACAACGUCAGUGUUAGUGAAUGGUUGUCCAACGGAGGAGUUUCCUAUUGAGCGGGGUCUUCGUCAAGGUGACCCUUUAUCGCCAUUUCUUUUCUUAUUGGCUGCUGAAGGAUUUAAUGUGAUUAUGAAUGCGGCUGUGGGGCACAAAAAUUUAGCGGGUGUGCAGUAG